Messenger RNA from Beta vulgaris subsp. vulgaris (sugar beet), 3213 nucleotides. Its product is annotated as protein BREAST CANCER SUSCEPTIBILITY 1 homolog. Gene Ontology annotation, biological process: negative regulation of fatty acid biosynthetic process; positive regulation of transcription by RNA polymerase II; double-strand break repair via homologous recombination. Gene Ontology annotation, molecular function: ubiquitin-protein transferase activity. The coding region runs from base 149 to 3013 and encodes 954 amino acids. The record is from RefSeq and is a predicted model, not a curated record. The transcript has 14 exons. NCBI's taxonomy places the organism in Eukaryota, Viridiplantae, Streptophyta, Magnoliopsida, Caryophyllales, Amaranthaceae. Gene Ontology annotation, cellular component: plasma membrane; BRCA1-BARD1 complex; BRCA1-A complex.
AACUUCCUCCACAAUCUUCUCUCUCUUUUUACCCCCUCCCGUUCGUCUUUUGCUCUGAUUCUCAACAUCGGAUAUUUUAAUCUCUAAACACAAACCCCGGAACCUUUUUUCUUUCUCUCUCUUCUUCAAACAAAUUCUGUCAACAAAAAUGUCAGAUACAUCUCAUUUAGAGAGAAUGGGCAGAGAGCUUAAAUGCCCCAUUUGCUUGAGUUUAUAUGAUUCUGCUAUAUCUCUUACCUGCAAUCAUGUUUUCUGCCAUUCAUGUAUUCACAAAUCCAUGAAAUCAGGCUCCAAUUGCCCUGUUUGUAAAGUGCCUUAUCAUCGUCGAGAAAUUCGUCCUGCUCCCCACAUGGACAACCUAGUAAACAUCUACAAGAGCAUGGAAGUUGCCUCAGGGAUUACCCUCUUUGUCUCUCAAAAUGGACCCACAACCAGAUUGUCAGAUGCAGAAAAGCAGGCUAAUGGUGUCCUGGAUGCUAUGAGGGAGACUGGCGGAGAAACUCCAGAAAAUGUGCUGUGUCAAAGAACGGAGAGAGUAGGUUCUAUAUCAAAACUGCAGCCAAAGCGUACCGGUCGCAACAGAGGAAAAUCUUCAUUUUCAACAAAUAAAAGGGUUCAAGUGCCUCAAUCGCCCAUCGAUGAAAGUCCGGCAAGACAGGAAAGAGAUGGACUAGAUCAAAACAAAGAAAGGAACAAUCUUUUAAAUAAGUGCUCAACAGUUCCAAGUGAACAUCCACUUUCAACUGAGAAGGAAACUCCACAAUUGUCACCUUUCUUUUGGCUACGAGAAGAAGCAGAAAGGUCAAGUCAGCAGACUGAUGUGGAACAGUUGACAUGUACCCCAGCAAAAGCCCCUUCUUUCAGUGAUCUAAAGGAUUCAGAUGAUGAUAAACCCCUAGAUAUUUCUGCGAAGGAGGAACAAAGCAAGUGCAAUGCAGAUCUUUUUGACAGCGAGAUGUUUGAAUGGACACAACGAGCAUGCUCUCCUGAACUUUGUUCAAGCCCCUUUAAGAAGCAGGUUGAAGAUACUAACAAUGAUGAUAGAAUUACUGGACAGAAAUUUGAAACAGGCUCAAGAGAUGCAGCUGCUGGAAACAUAAUGAUGAUAGAGCAGGUUGCUAAUGUUAGUCCCCAUGAAAACAAUAGUAUCACGGAUAAUGAGCUUCACAAUAACACCUAUUCUGCUAGAAAAAGUGAAGAUGGCGAAAAUGAGUGUAGAUUUCCCCGCAAGAGUGCUGGAAGAAAAAGAAAGAAAAACCAAGAUAGAUGCCUAAUGGACAGGGAAGCUGGAGAGGACCAUAAUGAAAAUGAAAUUAUUUUAGGGAGUUCAAAAGCUGCUGGUACUUGUAAAAAAAGACACGUUCAAUCACUUAAUGCAAAGUUUAUGAAUGAAGUUGGUGAUCGUGUUUUCGCUGAGUUGCCUGCUGCUUCAAGAAUUCAAAGAGUCAUUCGUAGAGAAAAGAAAUUGGACAAUGUAAAGAGGAAGCCUAACAGCAUUGGGCACAUCCAUAAAGAUGACUCAGCAAAAAAGCAGAUAAAGAAUCUGGCACAACCAGAUAUCAUCAAAGAAACAUGCACUUUAUCUAACAAGUUGUUUCUUGAAGAACCUUCCGAAGUCUUAGAGAGAUCUAAUAGUUGCUCGACCAGUCAUAAACUUAAGAAAAUUCGUCGAUUGACAUCAGUGGUUGACCAAAAGAAUAUUGAUGGAGAUGAAUAUGUUCUUUCAACGGCUGCAGCACAAGCUGAAGUUUUUGAAGAUGAUGGAAAAUCUAAUAAGGAUCAUGCAGGACAUUCACUAGAGAAGGAAAAGAUCCAUCGCCAGGAAGACAUGCCAGCUUUGCGCAAAUGUGACGCAGUUUCUAUCAAAUGUGCUUUCUGUCAUUCAACUGAACUGACGGAGGAUUCUGGGGAGAUGGUUCAUUACUGUGAAGGUAGACCAGUUCCAGCCGACACUGAAGGUUCUGUCAUCCACUCACACAAGAGCUGCACUGAGUGGGCCCCUAAUGUUUAUUUUGAAGAUAAUAUUGUUGUCAACCUUGAAGAAGAAUUGACGAGAAGCCGUAGGAUUAAGUGCUCGUUGUGUGGAGUAAAAGGGGCAGCCCUUGGCUGUUAUGAGAAGAGUUGUCGCAAAAGUUUCCAUGUCCCUUGCGCCAAGCUACUUCGUGAGUGUCGUUGGGAUACCGAGCACUUUGUCAUAUUAUGUCCUCUUCACGCCUCUUCAAAAUUGCCCUCCGAAUUGGCGAUACCACGAGUCAGAAAAGCAAAAUGUAAUUUGAAGGGGAAAAAUGUCUGUCAAAGGUCUCGAGUUGCAGCUACACAUAUCACCAAAAAAAAUGUGUGGAAUUGUGCUCGGUCAUCUGAGAAAAUUGUACUUUGUUGUUCAGCUCUUGCAAGUGUAGAGAAGGAAGCUGUUUCUGAGUUGGCGAAAUCCUCUGGAGCUAUAGUAUUGGGAAGCUGGAGUCCAAGUGUGACCCAUGUUAUUGCAUCAAUGAACGAGAAUGGAGCAUUUAAAAGAACACUGAAAGUAUUGAUGGGGAUCCUAGAAGGAUCAUGGAUAUUAAGCAUCAAAUGGGUUCAAGCCUGCAUGAAGGUCAAGAGACUAGUUGAGGAGACUCCUUAUGAGAUAACUUGUGACAUUCAUGGAGUCCGGAAUGGUUCUCGUUUAGGGAGAUUAAGACUUCUAAACGAGCAACCAAAGCUCUUUGCUGGGUUCAACUUCUAUUUUACUGUAGAAUUUGAAGUGUCAUACAAGGGAUAUCUACAAGACCUUGUUACUGCUGCUGGAGGAACCGUACUACACAGGAAGCCGAUUGCAUCCACUUCAUCAACACCAUCAACUGUCAUAGUCUACAGCAUUGAGCUGCCUAUUAACUGUGAUAUCCGCAAGAAAGAUAUGAUUCUAGAGCGCAGGCGAUUUGAUGCAGAAGCUCUUGCUAUUUCUAGCGGAGCAAAAUUGGCAAACAAUUCAUGGGUUCUGAACUGUAUAGCUGGACACAAACUACAAGAUCUAUGAAUGGUGUAUUGCUUGACUUUCACAGCAUUUUUGGCACUAAUAAGUUAACUUUUAAAACAUCAAACCUUCAAGAUCAUUAUUUAGUCCGCCUGAAUUAUAUAUAGCAAUAUCUGUAAAUUUUUGUUAAUGUUAUCGAUAAAAGAAUACUCAAGUUUUGAUCCAAUUUAUCAUUGCUAGUGAAUAUGGAUCUCCAUAUCUAA